Messenger RNA from Coccinella septempunctata (seven-spotted ladybird), 1946 nucleotides. Its product is annotated as arylsulfatase B-like. The transcript is spliced from 7 exons. The record is from RefSeq and is a predicted model, not a curated record. The coding region runs from base 119 to 1924 and encodes 601 amino acids. NCBI's taxonomy places the organism in Eukaryota, Metazoa, Arthropoda, Insecta, Coleoptera, Coccinellidae.
GACCAUGAUGCAACGUGAAAAACUUACGUACUGGCCGAGUGCGAUGUUAUAAUGAUCACCUAGCUAGAGCGACUUCAGAUGCGGCCGGUAUAAGCAGUCCGCCAAUAAUUUUCGAAAAAUGAAGAUUGCGUUGUUGCUCGGCUUGUUCUUAGUGUCUUGUGCACAGGGUGAAAACGUGAAAAAUAGACCUCCCAACAUAGUGAUGAUACUUGCCGACGAUAUGGGUUCAAAUGACGUCAGCUACAGGGGUUCCGACCAGUUCACCACGUCCAACAUCGACGCCUUGGGUUACAAUGGCGUAAUUCUGGACAGACAUUACACCCAGGCCAUAUGUACGCCCUCAAGGGCGGCCCUGCUAACUGGGAAAAACCCUAGCAGAUUAGGCCUACAAGGGUCUCCCAUAAGCGCGGGAGAAGAUCGCCAUCUACCGCGCAACGUCGAAACUCUCCCGUCCCUGCUGAAAAAUCUGGGUUACGAUACCCACCUGGUGGGCAAGUGGCACCUGGGCGCGGCCAGAAGAGAGGACACGCCCACCAGGCGGGGCUUCGACUCGCACUACGGAUACUGGAACGGAUACGUCGGUUAUUACACCUACGAGGUCAACGCGAGCAAAGCGGACAUCCCUCAGGUACUCCGAGGUUUCGACCUGAGGCAGGGAUUCACGGACGCCUGGGAAGACCGGGGAACCUACGCCACCGACCUGUUCACGCGAAAAACGCUGGAGGUGAUCGAAAAACAGGACAAGAACGUGCCCAUGUUCCUGAUGGUCGCCCAUCUGGGCGUACACACCGGCGACGACGAAGCCGUCGAGGUGAAAGACGAGAAAUCGAUGAACGAAACUUUCGGCUACAUAGAAGAUAUGGAAAGGAGGAGAUACGUUGACGCCCUAAAGCAUCUGGAUGAUUCAGUAGGGAGUAUAGUUGAGAAGCUUCAAGAACAAGACAUGCUCAACAACACCAUCGUGGUUUUCAUGUCGGACAAUGGGGCUCCAGUAAACGGAAUGUUCCACAACGGUGGUUCGAAUUAUCCUCUCAGAGGACAAAAGAGUUCCCUUCACGAAGGUGGCGUUCGGAAUGCAGCUGUAGUGUACAGUCCGUUGCUCGAGACCAAGAACUAUGUCUACACACACCCUGUACAUAUAACCGAUUGGCUUCCUACCCUCUACGGCAUUGCAGGUAAUUCUUAUAUAGAAAGGGUUCUGAUGAACUUACAUGAUGAGAUAAAUUCGAAAACGACUCACCAGAUUAUCAGUUUGGAUAAGUUAAAUUACCAAUUUAUCAUUUCAGGAGGCGACGUGACUGCUCUGAAGAACCUGGACGGUGUCGAUCAAUGGCAAAAUCUCUCUGGCAACAGGCCAAACCGCAGAAAAACCUUCCUGGUUAACAUCGACGAAGCAGUACCUUAUUGGGCCGUGAUAGGUUUCGAGGGCAGGUACAAACUUAUGAACGGAACGCGAGGUGACCUGGACAUUUACGGCAGGGAACCUGAAGUACCCAGCACACUGGUUUACGACGUAUCCUCAGUGUUGGACAGUGCGGCAAACAAAGGUAUCCAAAAAUCUACUCCCGGUAGAACCGGUCUCACUCCAACAACGAUAGAAACACUGAGGAAAACCGCGUCAUCACUAAGGAGGAACAAAAAAUGUCAAGACGUAGACAGGAGGACCAAAAACGAGAUGUGUUCAAGUUUGUGCCUGUUUGAUCUUUUCGAAGACCCAUGCGAAACCGAGAGUUUAAUCAACGACCCUACCAAGAAAUCCAUUGUUGAAACUUUGAUGGUCGAUCUGGAGAAAUUUCGGAAGGAGAUGAUACCUCAGACUAAUUGCAUUGUAGAUGUCGCGUCGGAUCCGGCCAAGUACAACGGAACAUGGUGUACCUGGAAAGACGAUGAAUUGUGCGUGAAAACACCAUUGAAAAUGAGCUAAUUAAAACAUUUGUUACAAAACC